Messenger RNA from Kluyveromyces marxianus DMKU3-1042, 1425 nucleotides. It is a transcript of the gene MCH2, whose product is annotated as putative transporter MCH2. Gene Ontology annotation, molecular function: transmembrane transporter activity. The coding region runs from base 1 to 1425 and encodes 474 amino acids. Gene Ontology annotation, biological process: transmembrane transport. The transcript has a single exon. The record is from RefSeq and is a predicted model, not a curated record. NCBI's taxonomy places the organism in Eukaryota, Fungi, Ascomycota, Saccharomycetes, Saccharomycetales, Saccharomycetaceae.
AUGAAAUCUGGGAACUGCGAAAUUGUAAAAUCAGAACCGUCGAUCAGCUCUAAGGAAUCUUUGAACUUGAUUGAUAGUGAAGAUGAUUAUAACAAAAUUCCAGUACCGGAUGGAGGCUAUGGUUGGGUAGUCGUUUUUUCUUCAUUUAUAUUCAACUUCUGCACCUAUGGUGCAACUGCUGGAUAUUCUGCUUAUUUAUCAUACUAUAUGAGUAGUGAUAAAUAUCAAACUGGCUCAGAUCUAGAUUAUGCCGCUAUAGGCGGUUUAUCGUUUGGGGUUGGACUGGUUCUAGCACCAUUAAUUAAUUUUAUGUUGAUCAAAACUUCAGUGAAAAAAGUUCUGCUUCUAGGUAUUGUGGUUCAAAAUGGAUCAGUACUCUUAGCUGCUUAUUCAACAAAAUUAUGGCAAGUGUACUUGACGCAAGGAGUUGGGAUUUCUUUUGGUAUAGGUGCAAUCUGUUUCCCUAAUACAAAUAUUGUUGCUCCAUGGUUUAGAGAGAAAAGGUCUCUUGCUUUGGGUAUAAGUGCAGGCGGUGCAGGUCUUGGAGGUAUUGUCUUUAAUCUUUCCAUGCAAAAAAUUAUUGAUGGUCAGAAUGUUAGGUGGGCAUUAUUGGCCCAAUGUAUAAUAUGUUCUGUGCUGAGUGCAAUUGCUCUUAUUCUCGUUAAAACAAGAAAAGAUGAGAUAGAGAAGUACGCAGUGGUCCAGUAUAAGAUUAUUGAGUGGGAAAUGUUUAAAUAUCCAGUGGUUUGGCUUCUUUUACUAUGGGUAUGUCUCACAAUGCUGGGUUACGUUAUUCAAGUGUUUUCUCUUUAUUCAUUCACUGUCUCAUUAGGAUAUUCUUCACACCAAGGGUCAGUCGUUUCAAGUAUGAUUAGUUUGGGAGCUUUAGUUGGCAGACCAAUGGUUGGAUUUUUGUCUGAUAAAUUUGGCCCUGUUACCACGGCUAUGUUCUGUCACUUGAUUGUUGGGAUCUUAUGUUAUGCAAUGUGGAUUCCUUGCCGGAAGUACGGCAAUGUUAUUGUAUUUGCAUUAUUAGAGGGAAUGCUAAUGGGUACAAUUUGGCCCAUUUUAACUUCAAUUAUCACAAGGUUAGUUGGUCUUCCAAAACUGGAAUCGGUUUAUUCGGCCGUAUGGAUAUUUAUUGGCUCAUGUUCCAUUGUGUCACCUGUAAUUGGUCUAGAAUUGAAGAAGAAUCAUUAUAAAAAAGGCGAAAAUGCAUAUCUUUACACUGCUAUAUAUGCUGGUACUGCCUAUAUAUGUGCGGCGGUUUCUUUGUGCUUCAUUCGUGGUCUUCUGGUUGCACGAGACAAGAUUAGUGAGAAAGAGAAAACUGGUGACGAUGAUGGAGAAUUACACUUCAGGCCCUCUUUAAAAGAAACUAUACAGGGCAUCUUCACCUGGAGAAAACUAUAUCGUAAAGUAUAA